AUGCAGACAUUCACACCGUACCCGCACGCCCGGUACUGGAUCGUCGGUGGCGGGCAUGAUUACUCGGCACAGGACGACCGCGCCGGUCCACAGGGCGACGCGUUUCAGCGCAUGCUGCGCACGUACAAGGAGAAGUACGAUGCACAGUGGCAGGAACGACGACAGAUCGCGGACGACCCGAAAGGCGUCGAGAAUCAAUCGCGCUGGGUGCAGUACAUGGGGUGGGCCGCGCUCUUCGACGCGAAGGACAAGCGGAUGAUUUAUCUGGCGGGCUUGAUGCCGCGGCGCGCAGGGAUUCGCACGCCCGCUCACCGUCGAUCUGAUGAGUCUUUAGGCGAGGUCGACCCCGUGUUGAUUCGACUGGGAGAGAGCUUCGAUCGGGUGAUGCAGCGAUGUGCCGCGCGAUUGAAGCUAGUGCCGCAUGAAUCAUUGCUCUGGCUGAAUAGUAUUGACCCGAUGAAACCCGCGGGAAGGCCGUUCGAAUUAAAGCAGAAUGAGAAGUCAAUGUAUCGAUAUCGACAAUUUGUCAAACGAUGUCUGAUAUACUCUGUCCGCACAGGGCGUUUAGGGCGUGAGGUGUCACGACAGUCACACGGGAUUCGAUGGACUGAUGUACAAUGGGAAUGGCUACAGCGGAUUGAGGCUGUACUUGGUCUGCUUGGUAGUGGAAGGCAGGAGGACGGAGAGGACGAGGAGGACGGGGAGGAAGGGAAAGAGUGGCAGCAUGCUCUGGAUGAGGCAGUAUUCACGUAUUGCAUCGUGAUGCUGCAACAGCGGGUGUUGGUGAACUGGUACGAGAGUCCGUUGCUGUUUUUUGCCGCGGUGCUGGGGAUCAACGACGCUCGUGGGAGCUGGAGCGAGCCGAAGCACUACACCGGGUCAUUGGCGGGACUAGUGUGGUGCGGACGGAUGUUGCUGCUGGAAGAAGCAUUUCGAGAAAGUCCCGAAGACCCGAAUGAAAUGACCGUGGAGACCGUGGAUGGUUUUCAAGAGGUGCAACAUCGCUGGUUGGCGGCAGGCUCAUACAGUCCGAUGAGCACAUUGAUCAACUGGAUGGCAUAUGGCAAGGGCUUCCGCACGAAAGAAGGAGGCACACCGAAAGUGCUCUGGGAGCAGAACGGGCAGGUCAUGCGGUACUUGAAUCAGUCAAUUCACGUGGACAAUUUCAUGGCGAUGGCACAGGAGGCGGUCAACGAGGCCGAGGCAAUGCUCAGUCUACUGAUGUACGAUGAGUGGGCGACGGUGGCGUCGACGAUCGAUCUCCGGCGCAUUCAGGACAGUGUUUCAUUCGAAGGUACGGGAUGUUCAUUCGCAACCGAGCCGCGCAACGCGUGGUUGCGAGCUGGCUUCAGCUUCGUCGCCGAACGAGCACGGGCAACAAUGUGGCCGUCUCAAGGAGGGUCAGAACCGCGGGUCGCGGAGGUCAAGGCGUGGAUACGACGAUUCAAGACGUUCAAGCGGCUGCUCAUGGUCAUUAUGCACAUCUGGGGUGGGCAGCCGGGUCGCGGGCCGGAGAUGACGACGCUGAAGCACUGUGACACACAGCAGCUCAUGCGCAAUGUGUUUGUCUUUGACGGCGCGGUGAUGCUCAUCACCGACCGCGACAAGAAUCGAUCAAUCCGCGGCUUAGGUCGCAAGGUCGCCCGCUUUUUCUCCGAGCGUGUCAGUCGCAUGGUGGUGGCAUACAUUGCAUGGCUCAUGCCGUUCGAGGAGUUCAUUCAUGAUGUGAGCGGCGUGGCGGGACCGGACAAAUCGCUGUGGUCAUACAUGUGGAAGGAUGCGCGUCGUGGCACUUGGGAUACCGCGCAAUUGAGCGAUGGAUUGGCUGCGCUCACUGGCGAGCACAUGGGGGUGGAAGCAAUGGUGAGCGAUUAUCGGCAUGUGGCGAUUGGGUUCGCCCGCGUCAUCAAGGGGAUUGUGGUCCGACGAAUGGAGGUGGAGAUCGAGGAAGGUGAAGGGGAGGAGGUGGAUGGCCCCGAGGAGGCCGCGACAUCAGGCCCGAAAUGGGAGUGGAUUUGGGACGCGCAGUCAACACAUGGUAGUGUCAUCGCGGCGGAUCACUACGCAAUCGACAGCCGUUUCCCGAGUCGCAUGCAGCCGGAGAAGCUGAUGAAAUUUCAGGAGAUCAGCCGGCUAUGGCAUCGCUUUCUAGAAGGGCGUCGUGGUGCGCAGGAGUCGGCGAAAGCUGCUGAUAACAUCAAGAAGGGCCCGUCAACUGUGACAAAGACGAAGACAGUGGCGACCGGGACAUUGUCAUCCGCGCGUCACCGCAAGAGGAAGCGCAUAUGCGCAUCAGGAGAGGUCGAGGAUGCGACGACAUCGUCAUCGUUGCCGCGUUCAAGGCGGGUGAAGCAUGAGUCAUCACACAGCACAUUGCUCGAGGAUAUUCCCCGCGGACUGGAGCAGUUGGUCGGGCGGUCGGCAACAUGGCGCAUGCCCGAGCAAGGCGAAGCGAUGGAGAAGAUCAUGGCAAUGCAAGCGGGCGAGUCGUUGACCGUGGUGUUGCCGACGGGAGCGGGUAAAAGUGUGCUGUUCAUGUUACCGCCGUUGGUGGAAGCAUGGGGUACAACCGUGGUGAUUGUGCCGUUUGCCGCGUUGAUGGAUGAUCUGGUGACGCGAGCAUGCAAGAGCGGCAUUGAUUGCAUUCGUUGGCGGCCCGGUCGACUACAAGGACGAGAGUUGCCGAUGCGAGUGGCGCGGCUGGUGGUGGCGAGUGCGGACACAGAAGAGGUGGGACAAUUUCGCGACUACAUCGGCAGUUUGCGCGAUCGUAAGUUGUUACGACGGAUUUUUGUGGACGAGGCGCACACCGUGAUCAUGGACGUGUCGUACCGCAAGAAGCUGGAUCAGAUCAAAGGGAUCUACCGGUACGGAUGUCCCGUGAUCGCGUUGACAGCGACGCUACCGGGCGUGGUGGUGCCGUGGUUUCAGGCGACGAUGUUGAUGAGGGACAGCACGAUCAUCCGCGCGGGCACCGUCAAACGCAACGUCCGGUAUAAUGUGGUGCGCGUGACGA
Messenger RNA from Exophiala aquamarina CBS 119918, 3016 nucleotides. RefSeq lists its product as uncharacterized. The annotation marks the transcript as partial. Gene Ontology annotation, cellular component: chromosome; cytoplasm. The transcript has a single exon. Gene Ontology annotation, biological process: double-strand break repair via homologous recombination. Gene Ontology annotation, molecular function: ATP binding; 3'-5' DNA helicase activity; nucleic acid binding. The record is from RefSeq and is a predicted model, not a curated record. NCBI's taxonomy places the organism in Eukaryota, Fungi, Ascomycota, Eurotiomycetes, Chaetothyriales, Herpotrichiellaceae.